AUGGUAGUUUUUGAUAAAUUCCCAUCGGCAAUUAUGCAGAACGACGUUGGUGAUGUUGUCGAGUUGUACGUUCCCCGUAAAUGUUCGUCUUCGUCGCGCAUAAUCGCAGCAACCGAUCAUGCAGCAGUUCAGAUCGAUUUUGCUGAUGUCGAUCCGAACACAGGACGUAUGGUUCCGGGCAAAGUGACGCGUUAUGCGAUUUGUGGUGAAAUUAGACGUAUGGGCGAAUCAGAUGAUUGCAUCCUUCGUUUAGCUCAACGCGAUGGUAUUGUGCCGAGUAACGCUUGA
This is a messenger RNA of Anisakis simplex (herring worm), 288 nucleotides long. The record is from the annotation of a GenBank genome assembly. Lineage: Eukaryota; Metazoa; Nematoda; Chromadorea; Rhabditida; Anisakidae.